This is a messenger RNA of Mycetomoellerius zeteki, 1239 nucleotides long. Its product is annotated as odorant receptor 24a-like. Gene Ontology annotation, molecular function: odorant binding; olfactory receptor activity. Gene Ontology annotation, cellular component: plasma membrane. Lineage: Eukaryota; Metazoa; Arthropoda; Insecta; Hymenoptera; Formicidae. The coding region runs from base 1 to 1239 and encodes 412 amino acids. The transcript has 4 exons. The record is from RefSeq and is a predicted model, not a curated record. Gene Ontology annotation, biological process: sensory perception of smell; detection of chemical stimulus involved in sensory perception of smell.
AUGGUUCAUCGGGAACAAGCAGAGACGCUAAACACGCUCGCUGUCAACGUAAAUCAGAACGAAUCGCAUGUUUCGGACUUUUAUUACGCCGUUCAGAUAAGCGUUUGUCUACUGAAACCAUUCGGUGCUUGGCCGUUGGCCAAUGAUGAGACGUCGAAGUUCAAGAUCGUUUUGCACAGGGCAUCGAUGGUGAUCGCCACGUUCCUCCUGAUUUUCAUCAUCGCGCCGAUGAUGGUGUACAUGAUGGAAGAAAAGGACGUCUUCCUGAUAAUCCAUAUAAUGUGUGAGCUACUCUUCACUCUAAUGGCUUUCGCAAAAUAUGUUUUGCUGCUCUGGCAUCAGGAUCGGCUCAGGUUCUGCAUUGACCACGUAGCCAACGACUGGCGAUAUGCGAUAAUUUCCAAGGAACGUGAUAUCAUGUUGGCGAACGCAAGAGUCGGUCGCACCUUCGGCAUCACUUCCGUGGUUUUCAUGUUUAGCUGCGGCACGCUGUAUUACUUACAGCCUAUAGUCACGCCGAACUUAGUCAAUGAAGACAAUGUUACAGUAAAAUUGCAUCCAUCGGCCUGCGAGUUUCUUGUGUUUGAUUCUAAGGUUAGUCCUGUAUACGAGAUCGUGUACUUCUUACAACUUUUGUCCGGUUUCACUGCCUACAGUGCAUUCUGUGGCAUUUGCAGCUUGAUGGCCAAUUUCGUUGCGCAUGUAUGCGGUCAGUGCGACGUGUUAAUGUCGCUUUUAGAGGAGCUCGUAGACGGUGGUAAACACAAUAGCGGGUCCAUCGACGAUAGAAUUGCUGUUGUGAUAACCCGACAUUUGCAUCUACUAAGAUUCGUGUCUGACAUAAGGAGCUUAUUUACCGAGAUAUGUCUCGUGGAGUUCAUGAAUGCUUCAUGUAACAUAUGUCUAAUGGGCUAUAUCAUUAUAACUGAUAUGAACAAUAAUGAAUCGUUCGUGCAGAUUUUUAUGUAUUUCUUCGGACUCGUGUCGGUCAUUUUCAAUGUGUUCAUGUUUUGCUACAUUGGAGAUUUGCUCAAAGAGCGUUGCCAGCAGGUAGGAGCUAUUUGUUACACGAUCGAGUGGUAUCGAAUGCCAUCCAAGAAGACGAUUGAUUUGUUAAUGCCGAUCGCAAUGUCUCGAUACCCCGCGACUCUCACAGCUGGAAAGAUGUUAACGAUGACACUUACCACGUUCUCUGACGUGAGUAAUACCGCUUCGUGCUCUAAAUGCGAGGUCAAUUAA